Messenger RNA from Phyllopteryx taeniolatus (common seadragon), 1994 nucleotides. It is a transcript of the gene slc3a2a, whose product is annotated as solute carrier family 3 member 2a. Lineage: Eukaryota; Metazoa; Chordata; Actinopteri; Syngnathiformes; Syngnathidae. Bases 223 to 1749 code for a protein of 508 amino acids. The transcript is spliced from 11 exons. Gene Ontology annotation, biological process: carbohydrate metabolic process; amino acid transport. The record is from RefSeq and is a predicted model, not a curated record.
AUAUACGAUGGAAGGGGGAAAAAAAACCAAAAGAAAAAACCUUUAAGUGUUCGUCUGAAAUUGUUUUCUAGGAAGAGAGCGUCACCACCCACACAGGAGGAGGGAUUACUCAGCUCCAUAAACACGCUGAGCUGCUUUUCUGAUCAGAUUACAAGGCACUGACUGGAAAAAGGUUUGUUCGAGUACAGCUGCGGAUCAUAAUUUACACCACACAGAACAAAGAUGAACGACAUGAAGGAUGUGGAGCUCAAUGAGCUGGACCCGGAGAAGCAGCCCAUGACGGGCGACGGGCAGACUGUCAGCGGGGAGAAAAAUGGCAGCAUCAAGGUGAAGGUUCCCGAGGAAGAAGUUGCGUUCACGGGCCUGUCCAAAGAAGAACUCAUGAAGGUUGCUGGUACUCCGGGAUGGGUGAGGACCCGCUGGGUGCUGCUCAUCCUCUUCUGGCUGGGCUGGGUGGGCAUGCUGGCCGGAGCCAUCGCCAUCAUCGUCAAGGCGCCGCGCUGCAAACCCAUCCCGGACAUGAAUUGGUGGAACGAGGGACCUCUGUACCAGAUCGCCGACGCCGAGGCUUUCGCCGAUGGGCUCGCAGGCGUUGAGAAAAAGCUGGACAACAUCAACCAGCUGAAGGUGAAAGGUCUGGUUCUCGGCCCUUUUCACACCGUGCAGGCGGACCGACGGAACACCCUCAACCUGAAGGAGAUCGACCCGACUCGGGGGAGUGAGGAGGACCUGCUCGCUGUGCUGGAUAAGGCCCACAAGAAGGGUGUUUCUGUGGUGCUCGACUUGACUCCAAACUAUCUGGGAGCUUCUCCGUGGUUCAGCAGCAGUGACCUCAACGAUGUGAUGGACAGUGUCCAGGCCGCGGCGGAGCACUGGUUCGGGUUGGGCGUGGACGGCAUCAAGAUCCCCGACCUGGGCACGGUCGCCAACUCUGUGGACUUGUCCCGGCUGAUGGCUGUGGUUAAGGGGAAUGACACCGAGGAUGACGCCAAGAAAAAGAUGCUGAUGGGUGUGACGGAAGGUGUUUCGGCCGUGGAGCUCUCCCCGUUGCUCAACACCUCCGGCGCUGAUCUGGUGCUGUCCGACCUGCUCGGCGCCAAACUUGGAGGUGCGGAGCGCAUCCACGCCUUGGACACGCUGCACUCCCAGCAGAGGGGCGUGGCCUGGGGUCUCGGCGCCACCCAGCGGGAGCAGCUGUCCAAACGGGCCACGUCUCGGGCUCUGAUCCGCCUCUACCAGCUGCUGCUCUUCACCGUGCCCGGAACGCCCGUGUUUAGCUAUGGUGACGAGAUUGGCCUAAAGAUGGAGGGUGAAAAGUUUCCCAAAAUGAUUUGGGACCUGGAGAAGGAAGCCAAAGCCGACGGAGCCGCCGUCAACGAGACGACAGAGGCCGAGCGCGAGGAAUACGCCGCCGUGAGAAAGUGGUUCAAAUCCCUCAGUGACCUGCGGGGCAAAGAGCGCUCCCUCCUCCACGGAGAGUACUAUCCUCUCCAGUCCUCCGCCUCCUCGCUCGCUUUCCUGCGCCUGUGGGACCAGAGCGAAAGAUUCGUCACGGCGGUCAACUGGGGCGAGGCGCCGGAGACGCUACAGCUCAAGCUGGUGCCGGCAGACGGAGUCGAGUUGCCAACAUCUGCGACGGUCAAGUUGUCCACUGAUCCAGAAAUGGAGGCAGAGUCCACAGUCGACCUGGACAAAAUCACCCUGGGACCUGGACAAGGUGUCCUCUUGCAGUUCCCUUACAGAGGCUAAAGAUGGCGCCAAGUUGCAGGAAAGUCACCAGUAGAUAGAGUUCAGUUUUUUUAGAAGUCAGGUGGCUUGUUCAAAAGAUGCAGAUUGUUUGUUUUGGCACAUUUCUCCCAACUAAAUUUGGUGAAUGAAAACCUUUAUUGUCCAAUGGCCAGUCCACAAUUGUUUGGUUUUUGGUUACCUUUCAGACCUGUUUUCAGUGAAUAAGCAGAUUGUUUACAAAAUAUUUGACAUUCCAUUCUUUUUUU